Charadrius vociferus (killdeer) is the source of this 4950-nucleotide messenger RNA. Its product is annotated as sodium channel protein type 5 subunit alpha-like. Gene Ontology annotation, cellular component: axon; plasma membrane; voltage-gated sodium channel complex. Gene Ontology annotation, biological process: membrane depolarization during action potential; sodium ion transmembrane transport; neuronal action potential. Lineage: Eukaryota; Metazoa; Chordata; Aves; Charadriiformes; Charadriidae. The coding region runs from base 1 to 4950 and encodes 1649 amino acids. The record is from RefSeq and is a predicted model, not a curated record. The transcript is spliced from 24 exons. Gene Ontology annotation, molecular function: voltage-gated sodium channel activity; protein binding.
AUGGAUCCCUUGUUUUGGCCAUCAGAAACUAACUUUCGACGUUUCACCCCUGAGUCCUUGGCAGCAAUUGAUGAAAGAAUUGCUGAGAAAAAAAAGCAGCAAGCCAAAGUUAACCAGGAGAAUAAGGACCAAGCAGUUGGAGAAGAUAAACUUACUCCACAGCUUGAUCUGAAAACCUGCAAAAAGCUGCCAUCUCUGUAUGGGGAUGUUCCUGUGGAGCUCAUUGGGGAACCCCUGGAAGAUAUUGAUCCAUACUACAGUGAUCACAAGACUUUUAUGGUGAUAAAUAAAAGGAGGACUAUUUUCCGAUUUACUGCCACACCUGCCUUGUGUAUAGUUGGUCCUUUUAAUCCAGUCAGAAGAGCAGCAAUUAAAAUUCUGACUCAUUCAUUAUUUGUUGGCUUUAUAACAUGUACUGUGAUACUCAAUUGUGUUUCCAUGGCUGUAAAUCAGCUUCCAGAUGCACUAAACUGGACUGAAGGUCUUUUCACUGGCAUAUAUACUGUUGAAAUAUUGAUAAAGGUGUUGGCAAGAGGAUUUGUUUGGAAUGAAUUUACCUUUCUUCGAGAUCCGUGGAACUGCUUGGAUCUUGUCGUUAUUGUCAUAACGUAUAUUUCUUUGUGUAGAAGUAUGGGCAAGGUUUCAGCUCUUCGAACUUUCAGAGUACUGAGGACUCUGAAAGCUAUUUCAGUAAUACCAGGUCUGAAAGUCAUCGUAAAUUCACUUAUUGAAUCUGUUAAGAAACUUACUGAUGUGUUGAUCUUGACUGUUUUUUGCUUGAGUGUAUUUGCUCUAAUAGGCCUACAGCUUUUUAUGGGCAAUUUAACGGCCAAAUGUGUCCUCAAUAAUACUGAAUUCAAUGACAAGUUAUGUAAGGAUGCCAAGAUAUAUUCACCAGAUGAUGAAGUAAAUAUCUGCUACAGAAUGAAUAAAUCUUCUGAAAUACUGCUUUGUGGGUUCAGUUCAGAACCUAACAAAGAGUGCCCAGAAAACUAUACCUGCAAGAAGGCUGGGAAGAAUCCUGACUUUGGUUAUACAAGUUUUGAUCAUUUUGGCUGGGCCUUCCUUUCUUUAUUCCGUCUGAUGACGCAGGAUUGCUGGGAGCGUCUCUACAGACAAAGGCAGAUACUGCUGUCCUAUGAAUUGUCAGUGGACUCUAUAAAUGAUCCUUUUCGAAGACAGAGGUUAAUGAGUGCAGCCACUGUUAUUACAGAUAAUUUGCAACUGCAAGAGUCAAAACUGAAAUUCCCUUUAUUGUGGAAACGUUUUGCUCAAAAGUAUCUAAUUUGGAAUUGUUGUCCAUUCUGGAGAGCAGUCAAAGAGAAAGUGAAAUCAGUAAUUUUGGAUCCAUUUGUUGAUCUCUUAAUCAUGGUUUGCAUUAUCGUGAAUACCUUAUUCAUGGCUCUGGAGUACCCGCAAAUGCCAGAAAAUUACUGGAAAAUGAUUUUUAUAAGUGACAAGGUCUUCACCCUGAUUUUUACAGCAGAAAUGAUCUUGAAAAUCAUCGCUCUAGAUCCUUACAACUAUUUUCAACAAAAAUGGAAUAUUUUUGAUAGCAUAGUUGUUAUGAUUGGCCUAAUAAGCUUUGAAGAAAAUCUGUCAUCUCUCAGGCUGCUCAGGAUCUUCAAAUUGGCAAAGUCCUGGCCAGCUUUAAAUACUCUUAUGAAAAUAAUUCUGAACUCAGUUGGUGCUCUGGGUAACCUCACUCUGGUUUUGAUUAUCACUGUAUUUAUUUUUGCUGUAGUAGGAAAGCAGGUCUUGGGCAAAUAUUAUGAGACUUAUUUCUAUAAAAUAAACACCGAUGAGUAUUUACGCUGGCAUAUGAAGGAUUUUUGUCAUUCAUUCCUGAUUAUAUUUCGAAUAUUAUGUGGAGAAUGGAUUGAAACCAUGUGGGAAUGUAUGGAAGUGGCUGGAAAAGGGCUAUGUCUUCCCAUUUUCUUGCUAGUCCUGGUCAUAGGAAACCUGGUGGUGCUCAACCUAUUCAUUGCCUUGCUGCUGAGUUCGUUCAGUACUGACUCUUCAAUGGGACAAGAGGACACUGGACAAAUGACUAAAUGUCAAAUUGCCAUUGCACGGAUUCACAAGGGCCUGCAGUCUGUGAAAGGCAGAGUUUGGGAUCGUUGUGGCAAAAUAAUGAAACGAAACCUCAAAACAUCAGCCAAAAGGAAGACUUUGGUGAAAAUUUCUACCAAGGACAUAGAGGAAAAUAACUAUGCCAUGACAGAUGUCAGAAAAGAUAUAGACAAUGAUUGCUUUGACAUUGGGUAUCACAAUACUGAAGAGAGUUCCUCAAUAACAAGGAAAUAUGAAGAAUUUUUAACCAGUCGUAGUACCUGUGUUCCCAUUGCAGAAGCUGAGACUUCCACCAAUGAAGGUGACGAUGAGGACAGUGUAUGCACAGAAAUAGAAUACAGAAAACAGAAAUGUGAUCUUAGUAGCUAUUCCGAAGCCAGCACUGUGGAUCCAGUUAUUCUUCUGGAGACGUUUUCCCAGGCUGAAAAGUCACACCUACCUAAGGACUGUUUUGCAGAAAGUUGUAUUGAAUGUUUCCCGUGUUGCACACGGGAUGUCACUAAGUUUCCAGGCAGUACUUGGUGGAAAUUUAGAAAAACCUGCUACAAAAUUGUUAAACAUAGCUGGUUUGAAAAUUUUAUAAUUUUUAUGAUAAUAUUGAGCAGCGCAGCACUGGCAUUUGAAGAUAUUCACCUGAAUGAGAGAAAAAAUGUGAAAAUGCUCCUAGAGUAUGCUGAUAAAAUAUUUACCUACGUCUUUUUUAUGGAGAUGAUUCUGAAAUGGGUAGCUUAUGGUUUGCACAGUUAUUUCACAAAUGCCUGGUGUUGGCUUGACUUCAUCAUUGUAUGUGUAAGUAUUACAUUCAGCUUGUCUUACAUACUGAAUUUUGAAGAAAUUUAUGCCCUAAAAUCUCUCAGGACUCUUAGAGCACUGAGGCCUCUGCGUGCUUUGUCAAGAUUUGAAGGGAUAAAGGUUGUUGUGAAUGCACUCUUGGGAGCAAUCCCCUCAAUCUUGAACGUUUUGCUCGUCUGCAUUGUCUUCUGGCUCCUAUUUAACAUUGUAGGAGUAAAAUUACUGGGAAAAAAAUUUUGGAAAUGCAAACUUGAUAAAGGAAAUACCAGUCGAAUUAAUAACAUAACUGAUUGUGCUGUCCAUAAUGGAACAUGGACAAAUAGUGAUGUAAACUUUGACAAUGUUGGGAUGGGAUACUUGGCUCUUCUCCAAGUGGCAACUUUUAAAGGUUGGAUGGAUAUUAUGUAUGCAGCAGUGGAUUCACGUAAGAUAGAUGAACAGCCAAAGUUUGAAGCAUUCUUAGCCAUGUAUACGUAUUUUGUGAUUUUCAUUAUUUUUGGAUCUUUCUUCAUGCUGAACCUUUUCAUUGGAGUGGUUAUCAGCAAUUUUAACCAACAAAGAAAAAAGAUAAGUGGAAAAGAUCUCUUUUUGACCGAGGAACAGAAAAAGUACUAUAAUGCCCUAAAAAAACUGGGAUCCAAGAAGCCUCAAAAACCCACCCCAAGACCAUUGAAUAUGUUCCAAGGGUUACUGUUUGAUAUAGUAUCGCACAAAGCAUUUGACAUCACCGUUCUGACUUUCAUCUGUCUAAAUAUGGUCAUUAUGAUGGCAGAAAGUAACCAGGACAACAUCAAGGAAGUUCUCAAUAAAAUCAACUAUUUUUUUGUGGCUGUAUUUACUGGGGAAUGUGUCAUAAAAAUACUAGCCCUGAGACAUUACUUCUUCACCAGUGGCUGGAACAUUUUUGAUUUAGCUGUUGUGGUCCUUUCACUAGUUAGUAUUGGACUUUCUGAAGGCUUCCGAACUUUUUUGUCUCCUACACUUCUGAGAAUUUUUCGGUUGGCACGAAUUGGCCGAAUCCUGAGGUUAAUUCGAAAAGCUAGAGGAAUUCGAACUCUUCUUUUUGCAUUACUGAUGUCUCUUCCUGCACUGUUCAACAUUGGUCUUUUGCUUUUUCUGGUCAUGUUCAUUUAUGCCAUUGUGGGCAUGACAAACUUUGCCUGUCUUGGCUGGGAGGGUGGGAUAGAUAACCUUUUCAACUUUCAAACUUUUGAUAGUAGCAUGCUCUGUCUUUUCCAAAUUACAACAUCAGCUGGCUGGGAUGGUCUUUUGGUCCCUCUGUUAAAAACACCUGUUUCAUGUGCUCCCAACUUAAAUUUAACAAGCGAACAGAAAAAAAAUUGCACAAAUAAGGAGGUUGGUAUUUUAUUUUUUGUAAGCUAUGUCAUUGUAUCGUUUCUCAUUGUUGUAAAUAUGUACAUAGCUGUCAUUUUAGAGAACUUCAGUGUUGCCACUGAAGAAAGCACAGAUCCUCUUUGUGAGGAUGACUUUGACAUGUUUUACGAGACCUGGGGAAUAUUUGAUCCUCAGGCAACACAGUUUAUUGAAUAUUCUGCUCUUUCAGACUUUGCAGAUGCUCUGGCAGAACCCUUACGCAUUCCAAAGCCUAAUAAAAUUCAGCUCAUAUCCAUGGACCUCCCUAUAGUUAGUGGAGAUAAGAUCCACUGCUUGGAUAUCUUGCUUGCUUUCACUAAAAGGGUCUUGGGCAAAUAUGGAAAUUUGGAUGGUCUUGAAUUACAAAUAGAAGAAAAAUUUAUGGCUGCCAAUCCAUCUAAAGUUUCUUACAAGCCAAUUACUACUACCCUUAAAAGAAAACAAGAGGAGGUAUCGGCUCUUGUUAUUCAGAGGGCCUUCAGGAGGUAUUUGAUGCAGCGUUCUUUUAAAAAUAAAUCUUUCUUGUACCGUCAUAAACAUUCUAACAGUGCUAUCUUUGAGGAAACACAUGAGAAGGAAAGUCUUAUUGCAUCAAUGCUUAAUGAAAAUAAUGGUAGGAAGCUAGAUAAAUCACGGACUACGUCUUCCAUAUCUCUCCCUUUAUUUUAUGAUGGUAUUGCUGAAACAGAUAGCGAUAAUGUGGACACAUAA